UCCAAAGGAGAUAUCCUAUAUUGGACAUGUAUGCUCUCAACCAGCAGAAGGCAAUGGCCGAUGUGGCAGUAGUACCUGCGUGCGCGUGGCGUGUAAAAGGUUCCAUUUAAACUCCAUUGAAUGUUAUAACGCUGCGUACCAGCGGCCCUGCAGCGCUCAGAAACGUUCGUGUGAAAGGGAAUGUUUUAUACCUGACUGAAAAGACGAUGUAAUUAAUAUACCAUACUCUUGAAGGCAACCCUCCACAUCACUCAUCACAGAGACAUGCACAGUGGUGCUCUGUGAGUGACAGUGAGUCAGUGUUGUGGUACGUAGCGUCCCGUCAAAACGGGAACACUUUCCAGUGUGGACCGUGGAAGUGGAGGAUGCUAUAGAACGAAAUAGUUAUCUCAGCCGUGAACGUGAGGGGCCGGAGUGACUGUGCCCUGAAGUGAAGUGAAUGGUGGAGCAUGGCACUGUCUGAGUUCUGCUCUCGCUUCCCUCUGCUGUGUCCAAGAUUCCGUCCUUCCAAGCCUCCCCAUGAGUUCUGUGGCUUCCUGGACAUUGGGGGUGUGGACAGAGAGGUGCGGGUGGAGACGCCACACUUCCCUAGCGUGGAGGGGAUACGGAUCAGCUCAGACACAUGCCUUCAGGAGCUUGUCGUAUCUCAUGUGGAUCAAUUACUGGAGGCUCAGAAGACUUCCACCACUGCCCUUCAGUACUUGCAGAAAUUCCAGGAAGUCUGUAGUACAGCAGUGAGGUGUGACAAUAUGAGCAGGGAGGAGGGAGAGCUGCAGAUAGACCUUAAUGAACAACUGGUGAGGUGUCUGCUGGCUCACCUGGAGGGCCUCGGGUGGUCCAGACUGCAGCAGGUGUCCCCUAGCUUCACCUCCUUCACCCUGCAAACAAGGGAUGCGGGUGAGCGGGUGCACCUUCUACGGGUGAAGGUUGGUGACGGCUAUCCACACGAGGAACCAGCAGUGGAGGCGGAUUUUCCUGGUGGAUUUGAGUUCAAGUAUGAGCCGAGUGAGGGGUUGGCAAGCGUGGUGCGGGCAUGGGAGGCGCAGUUGGCAUCCCUGCAGGAGUUCUGGGAUGUAAUGGAUCAGAUAGACACAGUGGCAGUGGUGCUGGACCCUCCCACCCCCGGCAGACACCACACUUUCAGGAGGCUCUUGCUAGCCAAUCAGGUCAAUAUACAGGUGACUGUCUCGCCACAACAACCUCACCACCUCCCACAGUGUCACCUGUUUGGCCCCUCCAAGCACACCCGCCCCAUCACCCAACGACUCACACACACAUUUGAGGAGUGGGAUCCUGAGCGGAGUUUUGUGGAGAACCUGGAAAACUUGGUGGGAGAAAGUGUGGCCAGGGAACGUGGAGGAGCAGAUGGGGCCAGGCAGGAGGUGGAGUGCCCCAUAUGUUACUGCCUCCACUUCCAGGGAUUGCUUCCAGAUCAGCCAUGUGAACACUGCUGUACUCCAUUUCAUGCUGCCUGCCUCUAUGAUUGGCUCUCGAGUAUCCCAGGUGCCAGACAGAGUAUAAAUAUCAUCACAGGUGAAUGUCCUUAUUGCUCAAAGAAUAUAACUUGCAAGAUCCCAGUGUAGAGAGAGAGAGAGAGAGAGAGAGAUCCUUAAUGAAUAUUUGUGUACUAGCAGAUUUUGAUGCAAUAAAAUAAAUAUUUUCGUCCAA
This is a messenger RNA of Portunus trituberculatus (swimming crab), 1668 nucleotides long. RefSeq names its product E3 ubiquitin-protein ligase FANCL-like. Gene Ontology annotation, molecular function: ubiquitin protein ligase activity. The transcript is spliced from 11 exons. Gene Ontology annotation, cellular component: Fanconi anaemia nuclear complex; nucleus. NCBI's taxonomy places the organism in Eukaryota, Metazoa, Arthropoda, Malacostraca, Decapoda, Portunidae. Gene Ontology annotation, biological process: interstrand cross-link repair; protein monoubiquitination. The record is from RefSeq and is a predicted model, not a curated record. The coding region runs from base 450 to 1583 and encodes 377 amino acids.